AAAAAGUGACGUUUGCGAAUAGUAGUAGAAAAAUUUUCCAAUUCACAAAAAUUACGGAAUAAAAACGCAAGAAAAAUUAAAAAUUUACGGGGAAAAUCUUAAGAAUAUUACAAAAUUUUUGCAUAAAAAUAUUAAAUAUAUGCUAACGAAUCAAAAAAAUUUAUCACAACUCUCAACUUAAACAACCAUACACGAAAAUAGCAACCUACUAUUUGAGAGCAGAGCAAAACGAACAACUUUAACGAAAUAAUAACCAUUAAUAGAAAUCAGAAACAAAAAGGAGAAUAAGUGGCUGAAACACAAAAGCAGCAGCAGCAGAACGAGAAAAAGCAACAUCACCAUCAUCAUCACCAUCAACUACAUAACCAGCACACCACCUGAUAGGAGGUGGUGGGAGUUCAGGCAACAACAAACACACGAAAAACAAACGCAAACGCAAUAGAAAGGAAGAAGAAAACAGAACAGAGUACAAUACCAAACACCACUACAGAAAAAAAUCCAACAAAAAAACAUUAUUUUUUUUAUACGGGCGCCCAGUAGUAGUACAACAAUAAUAGCAACACAAAGCUAAAAUUCCAACAAACUAAAGGCGACAACAAGAACAACAGCUACACACAAAAAGUAUCAUCACAGGCUGGUGUAUUUAACAACAACAACACAAAUCCAAAGACUCCCGACAAAUAAUAAUAACAAGAACAACAAAAAACCCAUUGGCAAAUAGUAAAGUUUAGUUGGUAGAGCAAAGAAGAAAACUGGAGCAUAAGAAAAUUCAAUCCAUCCCAUUUAAGGAAUACAUACUCAAAAAGCCACUUUAAACUAUUUUAUUCAUCAACAAAAACAGCUCCUCAGUGGGAUUCCUUCUUGAAAAGAAAACACAAAAGAUCCAUCCCAUCUAUCAGAACCAUUAUUCAGCCGGAAUACAAUAAACAAAUUGUCAAAGUGUGUCAUACAUUUUACUGUUGUACGUCACUACUCUUCUAUACUCUCUGUACACUUAAACAAUUUUAAGUGCAUUGGCCUAAUUUCCAAAAGAAAAAAAAACGAAAAGAACCGAAAAAAAGUAUAGACAAAUAUUUUCUUCCAAAAAAAAACUCGCAUUUGGUAUUUAGUGUAACUCUAACUUGCUAACUCUUUAACUGACUGGUUGCUACUUGUUGUAAAUCAAAAUCGUUGCCACCGCCAGUAGUAGUAUUUCCAAAAAUUCCACUAUGAAUCCAGCUACAGAUCCUUGGGUUAUAACCCAACGAGAAAAAUUGAAAUAUCAAGAACAAUUUAAGGCACUGCAACCACAAAAUGGUUUUGUUACCGGUGCCCAAGCCAAAGGUUUCUUCUUACAAUCUCAAUUGCCGCCUUUGAUACUUGGUCAGAUAUGGGCUUUGGCUGAUACGGAUUCCGAUGGCAAAAUGAACAUUAAUGAGUUUAGUAUUGCAUGUAAACUAAUAAAUUUAAAACUACGCGGCAUGGAGGUACCUAAAGCUUUGCCGCCAACACUUUUGGUCUCGCUGACAUCGAUGGGUACAACACCCACCUUAACGCCUACCGGCGCUGGCAGCUUAAGUCCAUUGGAUCCCCUCAAGAGUGUGGCGGGUUCAAUGAAGCCGGAAAUACCAGCAGCACCAGCACCCGUAGCAAUGACAAAUGUAGCGAUGGCAGCAGCUUCUGUACCCACAGCUGCUCCCAUAGCACCAAUGGCCGGUGCUGUGCCCAUAGUACCUGGAAUGGUACCCGGUACAUUGCCGGGUAUUGUGCCACAAGCUAGUAUGGCCCCAGCUGCCAUGACUGGUAUACCACCAAUGCAACAAGUGGCUGGUGCAGUACCCGUAAUGCCCUCUGCAAUGAUACCGGCAGCAACUGGCGUUCCUGGUGUUGCUGGCGUAGCAGGAAUGCCGGUAGUUACUCAGCCGGGUGCUAUGCCCGGUGUACCAGCUGUUCCCAUGAUGCCAGGCAUGAUACCUGGUGUAGUUCCUGGCAUGCCUGUUAUUCCAGGCGUUAUGCCAACAGCCGCGGUACCUGGUAUACCACCACCAAUUCCUGCUGCUCCAAAACUUGUAACGCCACCCACGGCAAAUGAACCAAAAGUGACACCACCAACCAGUAAUCCUCCUAGUCGUAAUAUGUCUAUUUCAGAAAGAGCUCCCUCUUUAGAAUCACCACAAGGCGAAUGGGCUGUUAAGGCUCCCGCCAAACGUAAAUAUACUCAAGUUUUUAAUGCCACUGAUCGCAAUCGUACUGGCUACUUGAAUGGUGUUCAAGCUCGUGGUAUUUUAGUACAAAGUAAAUUACCUCAGGCUACUUUGGCACAAAUUUGGACUCUGUCCGAUUUGGACAGUGAUGGUCGUCUCAGUUGUGAUGAAUUCAUUUUGGCCAUGUUUUUGUGUGACAAGGCCAUGACUGGUGAAAAGAUACCACCAACUUUACCCAUGGACUGGAUACCACCCAGUUUUCGUAAGGCAAAAUCACGUACAAGCUCUGUGUCGGGCGCUGGUUCCAGACCAGGCUCACAGCCCUCUUCCAGACAUGCUUCGGUUUCUUCGCAAGGCGCUGCCGAUGAUCCCUUAGCAGGUUUGCCUCAAACUUCCUUUGAAGAUAAACGCAAAGAAAACUUUGACAAAGGCCAGGCUGAGCUGGAUAGACGGCGUAAAUUGUUACAGGAGCAGCAACGCAAAGAAAAGGAAGAACGUGAACGCAAAGAGCGUGAAGAAGCGGAAAAGCGUGAAAAAGCCCGUUUAGAGGCGGAACGUAAACAACAGGAAGAAUUAGAAAGACAAUUGCAAAAGCAACGCGAAUUGGAACAGGAAAAAGAAGAACAACGAAAACGUGAACUAGAAGCCAAAGAAGCAGCCAGAAAGGAACUUGAAAAGCAACGUCUGUUGGAAUGGGAACAGGCGCGCAUUGCUGAAUUGAACUCACAAAAGCAGCGUGAACAAGAGCGCGUUUUAAAACAAAAAGCCCACAAUACACAACUCAAUGUGGAAUUAAGCACUUUAAACGAAAAGAUCAAAGAUCUUUCCCAAAAGAUUUGUGAGACACGAGCCGGUGUUACUAAUGUGAAAUCUGUUAUUGAUGGUAUGCGCUCACAACGCGACGGCUCCAUGUCCGAUAUGUCUCAGUUAAAGACUCGUAUUAAAGAACAAAAUGCUAAGUUAUUACAAUUGACCCAAGAGCGUUCUAAAUGGGAUGCUAAAGCUAAGGCAGCUGCAAUUUCGGGAGAUGUGGGUCAACAGGAACAGUUGACCGCUGCGUUUGCUAACAAACAAAUCAUUAUUAAACAACUAAAAGACAAAGUCGAAAAUAUCAGCAAAGAAAUCGAAUCGAAAAAGGAAGAUAUUAAUUCACACGACCUAACCGUAACCGAAGUCAAAACCGAACUAUCCGAUCUUAUAACAAAAUGCGAAGAACUCUAUGCGGACUACGACAAACAACGCACCCAAAUAUUGGAGAUGAAAUAUAAUAAGAAAAACGAAAAUGUUACAGCAGCUACCUCAGCCUGGGAUACAGGCUCAGCAUGGGGCGCCACCACAACAUCGAGCAUUGAUCAAUAUGCUGGCAUGACAAACGAUAACAGUGCCGAUUUAACAGCAGAACCGGUUGUACCAGUGGUCGACACCAGUGGUCCAGCACCCGAAGGUUUUGUUAAAUAUCGUGCAGUUUAUGAGUUUUCAGCACGCAAUGCCGAUGAAAUAUCAUUUGUUCCUGGUGACAUAAUAUUUGUUCCGUUGGAACAAAACGCUGAGCCUGGUUGGUUGGCAGGUGAAAUAAAUGGUCAUACGGGUUGGUUCCCCGAAACGUAUGUGGAGAAAAUGGAGGAUGAGGCGGGUAUAACGACAACAACACAAGACUUUACAGCACAAGAUUCAUAUAAUGACAACAGUCAACAGUAUGGUACAACUACCACGGAUGCCGUAGAAGCUGUGGAGCCCUCUACAGAUACUUACAAUGGCGAUGUUGAAUAUUAUAUAGCCGCUUAUCCUUAUGAAUCAGCCGAAGCGGGAGACUUGACCUUUAGUGCUGGGGAAAUGGUGAUGGUUAUUAAGAAAGAGGGUGACUGGUGGACGGGUACAAUAGGCAAUCGUACUGGUAUGUUUCCCUCAAAUUAUGUACAAAAAGCUGAUGUAGGCGGCUCAGCGGCCAUCACUAGCACCGAAACUGAAAUGACAGCAGCCUAUGAUGAUACCUUUAAGGAUAAUACCUUUAAUGGCAAUGCUCAAAAUGAAAUAAGCUCUGACAUUGCGGACACCACCACAGCUUUGCAAGAUCAACAACCAUUAGCCCCGCAAUCGCCAUUAACCAAUGAUAUGCCACCUGCCUCUGCCUCUGUCUCUGCCACUGACCUGUAUGCCGAAACGAAAAUAGCAUCGGCUGAGGCCGCUGCCGCCGAAGAAACACGUACAAAUGAAGAGUUGGACACGGAAGUAUCACAAAUAAAUACCCAAUCGAAUAAUAAAACACAAUCAAGUGAACCUGCAGAAUCUUACAGUCGUCCCAUGUCACGUACUUCUUCCAUGACUCCAGGUAUGCGAGCUAAACGUUCGGAAAUAGCACAAGUUAUUGCUCCCUAUGAGGCCACCAGCAGUGAACAGCUUUCGUUGACCCGUGGUCAAUUGAUAAUGAUACGCAAAAAGACAGAUUCCGGCUGGUGGGAAGGUGAACUACAAGCCAAGGGUCGACGAAGACAAAUUGGUUGGUUCCCUGCUACGUUUGUGAAGGUUUUACAAGGUGGUCGCAAUAGUGGCCGCAAUACUCCAGUCUCCGGUAGUCGCAUUGAAAUGACUGAAACGAUUUUGGAUAAAGUUAUUGCUCUGUAUCCCUACAAGGCACAAAAUGACGAUGAGUUAUCCUUUGACAAAGAUGAUAUUAUAAGUGUAUUGGGUCGUGACGAGCCCGAAUGGUGGCGCGGUGAAUUGAAUGGUUUAACUGGUCUAUUCCCCAGCAAUUAUGUGGGCCCCUUCGUAACGUCCGGUAAGAAAGUCAAUGGCAAAUAAAUAAUAAAGUUUUAGACAAAUUAUUUGAAAAUAAUAAUAAAAAAACUGAACUGCUGCCGCCCUCCUUGUACCAAUCAAUCAAUCCUACCAUUAAUUACUCCUCAUCAUGCUUUAAGUAUUUUAACAAUAAUGCUCUCUCUUAUCUUUUAUACAUAUAUUUUUAAAUUGUUGUUAAUUAUAUACAAUUUUUUUCUACUAGUAACUUCUAUUUUAUGUCUUAUUAAUUAUUAAUUAUGUUGUAUUUUUCUGAUCUGAUAUUUAUCAAAAACAUUCCGUUUAUUAUUUACUUUCGUUUACUUUUUUUUGUUAAAUUUAUAAAUUUUUUUUGGAAAUUUAAUUGAAAUGAAAUUUUUUUAACUUUAAGCAUAUUAUGUUUACUUUUUUCUUAGUUUAUAAAUUUUGUAACUUUAGUUAGUCAAGUCUAUAUUAUUUUUUUUUGUAUUCCUCAUUCUUUUAAAGCAAUUAUUGUUAAACAAAAAUUAUAUGUUAAUCAUAGUUACACUCCUGUUCGAAAAUCGAAAAAAAAACUUUGUUAAAGUACAUCUACAUUUUGUAUUCACGUUUAUUUAGUACGUAAAAAUUUCAAAUUUAUAUGUGUUUAUAUGAAUUAUUAUUUUGUAUCAUUUAUAUUAUUUUUAUUUACUUUAAUCCCUUCUCAUAUUGAAAUAAUGUCUGUAUAGUAGUUUUUUUUGCGUUAUUUAAGUUUUCUUUAUUAUAAUUUAAUCUUAUCUUAUCUAAUUUAAUUAAAUUAAUUUUUAAUUUAAUUACCAGUUGCCAAUGUAUGUGUGUAAAUAUAUUUAUAUGUGUAUUAAUUAUUAAAAAAAUCGCAAUUAUUUUUUUUUUAAUUUUAUGAAUUUUUUGUUUUUUUCUUCUUUAUUUUCUAGUAGUAUAAAAAUUGAUUUAAUUUAAUAAAAAAUUAUACCUUUUAUUUAA
Calliphora vicina (urban bluebottle blowfly) is the source of this 5915-nucleotide messenger RNA. RefSeq names its product dynamin associated protein 160 (gene Dap160). Gene Ontology annotation, cellular component: presynaptic membrane; intracellular vesicle; cytoplasm. Gene Ontology annotation, biological process: clathrin-dependent synaptic vesicle endocytosis; endosomal transport. Bases 1209 to 4982 code for a protein of 1257 amino acids. NCBI's taxonomy places the organism in Eukaryota, Metazoa, Arthropoda, Insecta, Diptera, Calliphoridae. The transcript is spliced from 12 exons. The record is from RefSeq and is a predicted model, not a curated record. Gene Ontology annotation, molecular function: protein binding; molecular adaptor activity; calcium ion binding.